Molecule: messenger RNA, 555 nt
Organism: Nematocida ausubeli
Lineage: Eukaryota; Fungi; Microsporidia
Exons: 1
Coding region: 1-555 (184 amino acids)
Molecular function (GO): GTP binding; GTPase activity
Source: RefSeq, a predicted model, not a curated record
AUGAGCAUUGCAGACUGCAUUGUGCAGACAAAAAAUUGUCUAGUUUACUAUUUUUUUGGAAAGAAAAUAAAGAUAUGUCUAUGCGGGCCCUCCAGAUCUGGAAAAACAUCCUUUUAUAAAGCCUUCACAGAUAGAAAGGUUUUGAAAAAAGAGCCUGUAACAAUUGGCUCUCGCAUGCUGCACUUCACAAAGAAUGGAAUUCGGGGAACCUUCUUUGACAUAGGCGGGGCUGCAGAGUACAGCAACCUUCGAGAUUUUAGCUACCGAAACUCGAAUGCGCUUAUUUUCUUUGUAGAUUCAUCCAACCCACAGAGCUUUGUUGACGCAAAGUCAAUGCUGCAGGGGCUUCUUAAUAAAAACAAGCGAAAGAAGCUUCCCAUUCUCAUCCUGUGCACACACAACGACAUAGAUGGGUUUACAAGCUGCCAGGACAUUGCGCUGCAGCUGAGCUUGGACUCUUUUCUGGGGAAAGACAUAUCGUGCUACUCGAUCUCUUCACUAACACUGUCUAACUUUGCAGCUGUGGAGGAGUGGAUUGUAAGGCAUGCAAAGUAG